Messenger RNA from Aaosphaeria arxii CBS 175.79, 1049 nucleotides. RefSeq names its product DUF1857-domain-containing protein. The record is from RefSeq and is a predicted model, not a curated record. The transcript has 4 exons. Lineage: Eukaryota; Fungi; Ascomycota; Dothideomycetes; Pleosporales. The coding region runs from base 454 to 945 and encodes 163 amino acids.
UUCGGACAAAUCGCUUGGCAAACGGGAGCGACUGAAUAAUCAAUCUCGCUGUAUCGGCAUUGGUGGGGAAGCGGCCCGUUGGCUUGCCUCAUAGGUUCCUACUUGCAGUGAGUGCAUCGUAGCCGCCAAAGAAUUAACUACCAAGUAAAGCAAAUACACCUGCAGGAUUGGAAGGCAAAUGGACGAGACACGACGGAAUUGAUGUGCAUGCAGCGUGACAACCAGCACCUAACAUCCAAGAUCAAAGAUAAAUAAAUAUCUUGGUACCCAGCACAUACUUGUGGCAAUACAAAACAUCACUUCUCUUCUAACCUUCCAACCAAACACGACCCAAGAACUACAUUCCAUUUACGUCCUUUUUGAACCAUCAUAAGAACAAAACAUUCCAACGAUAAACAACCUCUAGAAAGAAUAAAUCCUCCACCAUCUCACACCAAACCAAUCCUCAACACAAUGGUCAACAUUAACCUCGCCUAUACCGCCCGCAUCAACCCAGAGGGCGCCACUCCAGUCCUCACAUACCCCCAGAUCUGGGCUGGUCUCCAGCGGAAAAUCCGCUUCGCACAGGAAUUCGUCCCCGUUAUCAAGGGAUGCGAAGUCCUCUCCGACCAAGAUGGCAUCGUGAAACGCAAAGUCCAAUUCCAGCUCGGCGGACCAAGCCCGGGAGGAGAGUUCAUCGAGACAGUCACAAGCUAUGAACCCAGCUGGGUAUGUUUCGAGCAGCAAGAUGGAACUCAGAUCCGCAACAUCGUUUCCGACGGUCCAUCUGGCGAGCCGGACGACCUACACAUGACGUAUGUUUUUGAGUACCGCCUUCCCAAUGUGGAGGCAGGUGAGGCGGAGGCGAAAGAGCGGAAGAGGUUACUUGCUUUGGCGAAGACGGCGGUGGAGAGCAGUAUCAAGACGAUUAGAGAGAUGGUGCAAGAUGGCAGGAUUAAGGAGUAGAGGAACUUGCCAGGAGCGCACGAUCGUCCAUAGGAGAUCAAUGAUGCACACGGGGUUUACUGAUGUGUGCGAAACAUCUUUAAUAUAAUAUGCAAGCGAAAACA